AUGGACAACACCAUCGCUACGCCUUCCGCUACAUCCAUCACCACUAUCUUGACUACGGUUUUCAUCGCACCUACUCCUACAAGCCCAGUCGAGGUGUCAUUGCCCUCGACUACAAGCAGUGCGGGUGCAGAAGCCACACAAUCGACUACACCACAGUCCAAGCGCGCAACAAUCCUGAUCGGGUUGGGAGUUGGCCUCAUAAUCGGUAUGCUGAUGCUCGGAGGAAUAGCAGGUCUCUUCCUCUGGCGUCGUCGCAAGAACAAACUCAACAAGCUCGAGGCCAGCAACGACAUUCACCUCGAUCCAAACCCCCACAAAGGCUUUGCAAAGUUUUUCAAACUCAAACAACCUAAGGGAAGCGAGGAUACCGAAUGGAGCAUCGAGUCUGCCGAGAAAGUCUCUAUUGUCAAGAACUUCGAAGAGAUCGAAUGCGUUGAGUGA
Molecule: messenger RNA, 441 nt
Organism: Parastagonospora nodorum SN15
Lineage: Eukaryota; Fungi; Ascomycota; Dothideomycetes; Pleosporales; Phaeosphaeriaceae
Exons: 2
Coding region: 1-441 (146 amino acids)
Source: RefSeq, a predicted model, not a curated record